Messenger RNA from Camelina sativa (false flax), 1614 nucleotides. The record is from RefSeq and is a predicted model, not a curated record. Lineage: Eukaryota; Viridiplantae; Streptophyta; Magnoliopsida; Brassicales; Brassicaceae.
AUGUUGUUUGUGAAUGUCAUCCCUUCUGAGCCUCAGCCUGAGCAAGUUCCCAUAGUGCCCAUAGUGCCCACAGUGCCCACAGUGCCCAUAGGGGACCAAAGUUCUGUUGGUAUGAACUUUGAAAACCAACAUGCGAAGGAUGGUGAAAUCGGACCUAACGCCAUUGUUGUCUACGUAGGCAAAGAAAAGGCUGUAGAGGGUGAUUCUAAUAAAGAGGGUGAAGCUGAAUCACGUGAUGAAGGUGAUGAAUAUACUGAGCCACGCCCUGUUGUAGAACCGUUAAAGUCGGACAAGGUGCGUUAUGUGGUCAAAUGUCCUAAAGAAGGAUGUAACUGGGGUUUACGAGGUGGUAGGAUUCGAGGGCAAAUGGAAACUCCACCUCCGAAAAUUAUCAUGGAUCUUGUCAAGACAAAAUUAGGUGUUGAUAUAUCAUAUUCCACGGCGUUGAGAGGGAAAAAUCAAGCUGUUACUGAUUUGAAAGGUAGCCCAGAAGAAAGCUACAAGAUGCUGCGAUGUUAUCUGCACAUGUUAGAGAAGGUUAAUCAUGCUUUGGGAGCUAGCAUUGAAGGAUUUAAAGUCAUGAGGAAAGUUAUAACUAUGGAUGCAACUUUUCUAAAGAACGGAUAUAAGGUAUUUAUGACUGACAGAAAUACAAGUCUCAUAAAAGCUAUAGCUAAUGUGUAUCCUCUGGCUCAUCAUGGUUUUUGUAUAUGGCAUUUAUCCCAAAAUAUGAAAGGUUAUGCUCGUAACGUGAACAAAGACGUUGUUGCAUGGAGAUUCAUGGAGUGUAGUAGGUUUUACACAGUGGCUGAGUUCAACAUUGCUUACGCAUCUUUUACGACAAGAUAUCCUUCUGCUGCCAAGUAUCUUGAAGAAUCUACCCAGAAAGAAAGAUGGGCACGAUGUGUUUUUCCAGGAGAUAGAUACAACCUAGACACAAGCAACUGUGUUGAAUCGUUGAACAGUGUAUUCAAAGAUGCAAGGAGGUACUCCUUGAUACCCAUGCUUGAUGCAAUACUUAAAAAAUUCUCUGAAUGGUUUAAUGAACAUCGAAAAGAUGCUGUGUCUGGAUCAGUCGCAAAUAAAUUGGUGCCUUUAGUGGAGAACUACUUACAUGAUUUAUGGGCAACUGCUGAGAAACUAAAGGUGAUAGAGCUAAAUGGUUUCGAGCUUGAAUACAAUGUCAUUGACAGUGACGGAAAGCCUUAUUUGGUGAAGUUGCGAUUGAGAAGUUGCAGUUGUAGGUUUUUCGAUAUACAAAAGUAUCCUUGUGUGCAUGCAUUGGCGUCUUUCAUUACAUACCAAAAAUAUGGAGGUAAGGAUUUCGAGUUACAUGAGUUGUGUUCUAAGUAUUAUUGGACGGAGCUGUGGGCAAUUGCAUAUUGCAGGACAAUUUAUUUAGUACCUGAUAAGUCUCGAUGGGAUGUCCUAGAUGACGUCCAAGAUAUGGAGAUCAUACCUCCGAAUCGGAAAAUAAGAGGGGGAAGAAAGAAAACAAAAAGGUAUGCAUCUGCUGGGGAAAAACGACCAAAAACUCGACCUAGGACGCAGAAUAAAAGGCGCCGGAGACAAGGACUCCAAUGGUUGUUAUUUGGAGAUAAUGUUCAUGUUUGA